UCACAACUAUAUUUAAUAAGAUUCAGACUUUCAAAACUUAAAAAGAAAAUAGAUACAUUGAUAUAAAAGGAUAACGUAAGAGCCUAAUAUAAAGUAUAUAUUUUGAGUUACCAUUUUCUUUAAAAAAAAAAAGUUUUUUUUUUAAGAAAAAGCAACAAAAUGAAAAUUAAAAAACAAACCCAAUAAAAUUAAGUUCGUGAAUUUACAAUUUUGCCCUCCCCACCUACUACCACUUUCCCAUCUCCACAUUACAUUACAACCACUACCCUUUCGUCCCUCACAAACUCACAAGCGGCGAAAAUGCCACCGGAGCCACCACUGAACUUCUGGGGCGAUCAACCGGAGGAAGAAUUCUACGCUUCACAAGGCGUCCGCAACACCAAAUCCUUCUUCGAAACCCCCCAUGGCAAGCUCUUCACACAAAGCUUCAUCCCUCUUGACUCACCGGAUCUCAAAGGCACCGUCUACAUGACUCACGGCUACGGCUCCGACACCGGCUGGAUGUUCCAAAAAAUUUGCCUCUCCUACGCCUCCUGGGGCUAUGCCGUCUUCGCCGCUGACCUCCUCGGCCACGGCCGCUCCGAUGGCCUCCGCUGUUACCUCGGCGACAUGGACAAAAUCGCCGCCGCAUCCCUCUCCUUCUUCCUCCACACCCGCCGUAGCGAGCCCUACCGCCACCUCCCAGCGUUCCUCUUCGGUGAAUCCAUGGGCGGCGCCGCCACCAUGCUCAUGUACUUCCAGUCAGAUCCAGACACCUGGACCGGCCUCAUCUUUUCAGCUCCCCUCUUCGUCAUACCAGAAAAUAUGAAACCAAGUAAGCUCCGACUCUUCCUAUACGGCCUUCUCUUCGGCGUCGCCGACACUUGGGCCGCCAUGCCGGACAAUAAAAUGGUGGGAAAGGCGAUUAAGGAUCCGGAGAAAUUGAAGAUAAUAGCGGCGAAUCCUAGAAGGUACACGGGACCGCCUAGGGUGGGGACGAUGAGGGAAUUGGUUAGGGUAACGCAGUAUAUUAGGGAUAAUUUUUCUAAGGUUACAGCGCCGUUCCUGACGGUGCACGGUACGGCGGACGGAGUGACGUGCCCAUCGUCGUCGCAAUUACUGUAUGAGAAGGCGGCGAGCGUGGAUAAGACGUUGAAGCUAUACGAUGGGAUGUACCAUUCGUUGAUUCAAGGAGAGCCUGAUGAGAAUGUGGAGAUUGUGCUGAGGGACAUGAGGGAGUGGAUCGAUGAGAGAGCUCUGAGAUAUGGGCCGAAGAAAUAGGAAACCUUUCAAAAGGAUUUAAGAAGAUGAAAGUGGGCAUUAAUGGCGGAAACGGAGGUGUGUUUAUUUCUCAGAUUGGAUGGAUAAUGUCAAUGGCACAAAUGGUAAAUGUGGUGUGUUUUUUGGGUCAAAUCUUUCUUUAUUUCAAUUUGUUUUAAUUGACCUUUUUUUCGUCUUAUAAUAAUAAUAAUAAUAAUUAAAUAUACUUCAUUGCUAAUAUAA
Messenger RNA from Cucumis melo (muskmelon), 1482 nucleotides. RefSeq names its product caffeoylshikimate esterase. Bases 301 to 1260 code for a protein of 319 amino acids. The record is from RefSeq and is a predicted model, not a curated record. Gene Ontology annotation, molecular function: lipase activity. Gene Ontology annotation, cellular component: membrane. NCBI's taxonomy places the organism in Eukaryota, Viridiplantae, Streptophyta, Magnoliopsida, Cucurbitales, Cucurbitaceae. The transcript has a single exon.